Messenger RNA from Striga asiatica, 2759 nucleotides. The record is from the annotation of a GenBank genome assembly. Lineage: Eukaryota; Viridiplantae; Streptophyta; Magnoliopsida; Lamiales; Orobanchaceae.
UGUCUUCAAAUUAAAUCUAAUUUCUUCAUCGUCUCUGCCUACAUUCCCUCUUUGCCCGACCGGAAAAGGAGCUUCCCCGCCGGAGCCAUUCCCUGUGAAAAAAGAGAUGAGUGGCCACGACUCCAAAUACUUCUCCACUACCAAAAAGGGAGAAAUCCCCGAGCUCAAAGAAGAACUCAAUUCUCAGUACAAGGAUUCCCAGGACCCAAAUCCUUUGAUCCGUGCUUUAGCUGUGAGGACAAUGGGGUGUAUUCGGGUUGAUAAAAUAACUGAGUAUUUGUGUGAUCCCUUGCAGCGGUGUCUCAAGGAUGAUGAUCCAUAUGUUCGCAAGACGGCAGCUAUAUGUGUUGCUAAGCUUUUUGACAUUAAUGCCGAGUUAGUGGAAGAUAGAGGUUUUCUGGAUGCACUCAAGGAUUUAAUAUCAGAUAACAACCCCAUGGUUGUUGCGAAUGCUGUUGCUGCACUUGCAGAGAUUCAAGAGAAAAGCAGCAGGCCCAUCUUUGAGAUCACUAGUCACACUCUUUCAAAGCUUCUUACCGCUCUAAAUGAAUGCACAGAGUGGGGUCAAGUUUUCAUUUUGGAUGCUCUUUCCAAGUAUAAAGCAGCAGAUGCUCGUGAAGCCGAAAAUAUAGUUGAGCGUGUUACUCCGCGUUUGCAGCAUGCAAAUUGUGCUGUUGUUCUCUCUGCUGUCAAGAUGAUCCUUUUACAAAUGGAACUAAUUACCAGCACUGAUGUUGUUAGAAACCUAUGCAAGAAAAUGGCCCCUCCUCUGGUGACUUUGCUUUCUGCAGAACCAGAGAUUCAGUAUGUUGCUCUAAGGAACAUAAACCUUAUUGUGCAAAAGCGUCCCACUAUUCUUGCCCAUGAAAUCAAGGUUUUUUUCUGCAAAUACAACGAUCCGAUUUAUGUGAAGAUGGAAAAGUUAGAAAUCAUGAUAAAGCUUGCUUCUGACAGAAAUAUUGACCAAGUCCUAUUGGAAUUCAAAGAGUACGCUACAGAAGUAGAUGUGGACUUUGUCAGGAAAGCUGUUCGUGCUAUUGGACGAUGUGCCAUAAAAUUAGAGAGAGCGGCUGAACGGUGCAUUAGCGUCUUACUUGAGUUGAUCAAGAUCAAAGUAAACUAUGUUGUGCAAGAAGCUAUAAUUGUGAUUAAAGAUAUAUUUAGGAGAUACCCCAACACCUAUGAGUCCAUAAUUGCUACACUUUGUGAGAACUUAGACACCUUGGAUGAGCCAGAGGCAAAGGCAUCAAUGAUCUGGAUAAUUGGUGAAUAUGCCGAAAGAAUUGAUAAUGCCGAUGAGCUCCUGGAAAGCUUUUUAGAGACCUUUCCAGAAGAACCUCCACAGGUUCAAUUGCAGUUGCUAACAGCAACAGUUAAACUUUUCCUAAAGAAGCCAACUGAAGGCCCUCAACAGAUGAUCCAGACUGAUAAUCCCGAUCUUAGAGAUCGUGCAUACAUAUAUUGGCGACUCCUUUCAACUGAUCCGGAGGCAGCAAAGGAUGUUGUUUUAGCCGAAAAGCCUGUGAUUACUGACGACUCGAAUCAACUUGAUGCGUCUCUCCUAGACGAGCUUCUUGCCAACAUCGCCACAUUGUCAUCUGUAUACCACAAGCCACCUGAAGCUUUUGUGACACGUGUGAAAACUGUCCAGAAAACAGAGGAGGAGGAAUAUCCUGACGGUGAAGAUGGUUAUUCCGAAACACCUGCCAAUGCUGGUGCCACAUCAUCACCAGCCAGCUCAAAUACUGUGCAGCCAGCCACAGCUCCUUCUCCUGCACCAGUCCCCGAUUUACUUGACCUGAUGGGCAUGGAUGGGAACAACAGUGCCUUAGUGCCGACUGACCAACCUGCAACCUUAGCUGGACCUCCCUUGCCGAUUCUAUUACCCGCAAAUACCGGUCAGGGCCUACAAAUUAGUGCUCAGAUGGUAACACUCGACGGGUUUAUGAUUCAGUUCAACAAGAACACUUUCGGUCUUGCUGCAGGUGCACCUCUACAGGUCGCCCAAUUGCUACCUGGUGCAUCCGCAAGCACCCUUUUGCCUAUGAUUUUGUUCCAAAAUGUAUCUCCCGGCCCACCUAGCACGCUUCUCCAGGUUGCUGUGAAAAAUAAUCAGCAGCCCGUUUGGUAUUUCAAUGACAAAAUAUCACUGCUUGCAUUCUUUUCGGAGGAUGGAAAAAUGGAGCGAUCCACAUUCCUUGAGACAUGGAAAUCUCUACCUGAUUCAAAUGAGGUCUCGAAGGACUUUCCAUCAGUCGUGCUGAAUAGCGUGGAGUCAACCUUGGACCGUUUGACUGCAUCCAACAUGUUCUUCAUCGCAAAACGCAAGAACUCAAAUCAAGACGUGUUGUAUCUCUCGGCCAAGAUCCCUCGAGGUAUUCCUUUCUUAAUUGAACUCACAGCAGCAAUCGGUAUUCCGGGCCUUAAAUGCGCCAUAAAAACACCGAGCCCGGAAAUGGCCCCACUUUUCUUCGAAGGGAUCGAGUCUCUUCUCAAGAGCUAGGUGUGUUUGUGUUUUUAUUUUUAUUUUUAGAUUAUAGAGGGUUUUUGUAAUUUUUUUGAUUGAAGUACUUACUGUUGGGUAUUUGUUGUAUUUACCCGUUGAUUGAGAACUGCCAUUUAUAAUAUAGAUAGAAAUGCAUUUAUGAUCUGCAUAAUCGAAAAAUUAUUUAAGCAGUAAACUGUAGGCUCUCUCUGGAAAUUUGGAUUUGCUUGUUGAUGUGAAGUUUGCUUUAUUAUUUAUGGCUACAUAGUACACG